UAUUUAUCACAGCAGAAGAGCUCGAAGAAGAAAUCCAAAGGACUCCGAUGAGAUAACUUUCCUCCUUUUAAAACAAAUAAUUCGUUAUUAGAUAAACUAUAACCAACGAAAUGAGCAAAUUAUUCAGAAUGGUCAUCCUCGGAGCGCCGGGAUCGGGAAAAGGGACGAUAUCCAGCAGAAUUGUCCGGGAUUUUGGGUUAAAACACCUGUCAAGUGGAGAUUUACUCAGGGCACAGAUCCUCAAGAAAACCGAAAUUGGCCUAGCUGCGCAGUCUUACAUGAAAAGUGGGCAGCUGGUGCCUGAUGAUGUUAUGGUGAAACUUAUAUCCACGGAGCUAUCAGGGUUGAACUCCUCACCCUGGCUCCUGGACGGCUUUCCACGCACACGUCCACAGGCUGAGGCUCUGCACAACAAUCAGAAGCUUGAUCUGGUCCUGAGCCUUGAAGUGCCUGAUGACGUCAUAGUGGACCGCAUUAAGGGUCGCUGGACCCACCUCGCUUCAGGAAGGAUCUAUCACACUGAGUUCAAUCCGCCUAAAGUUCCGGGCAAAGAUGAUGUUACAGGAGAACCCUUAGUUCAAAGGGAAGAUGACAAACCUGAGUCAGUACGGCAUCGCUUGGAGGUAUAUGCUACCAACACAAAGCCACUGAAGAAAUUCUAUGAGGACCUGGGCAUCCUGCAAGUCUUUCACGGAACGGAAUCCAACGAGAUCUGGCCUCGUGUGCACAAGUACAUGCAGGGGCACAUUCCGGCCAAGAGUGGCCCUUUCUAAGCCUGGGAAGAUGUCAGGAGACUUUCCGAGUUCUCUUUCUCCCAACACAGCCUGAAGCUGCUGGAUAGCUGAACCGCAGAGUGCUAUUACAUUAAUUACAAAUGUGCUUUGUUGUUGCUUAUUUGUUACUUAUUUUGUUUUUUGAUUAAUCAUUACCAAUGGUGUGAUGUGUAAUAAAUAGAUAGAGUGCCAGUUCGCAUUGUUUAGAAUUAUUUCUGUUAAAGGGGAAAUCAGCAUUUUGAUUGGCACACAUUAUGAUAGAUGAAAGUAUUGUUACAGCUGAUACUGUAAUCAAGGUUUCUAGUUUUGAUUAUUAGAAAUGGCAAUUCUAUUUUAUGCUACACAUCUUUUCUUUUCACUUAGAAAUGUUUGUUUUGUUUGUUGUUACUCAGAUAUAUAUUUUGCAUGAGGAAUAAUCAUUCAGGUCUAUUUUUUAAGUAUCACAUUGGUGCAUAUGCCUGGUGCUGCAGUUAUUGUGUAAGGGCUAAGCUAUAUAAUUUGUGUCAUAUAAGCUAUAUCAUUUGUGUUCUAUAGAAGUAUACAGUAUAUUUCUGUUAUUUUGGGUAAAUCCAUCACAAGACAUUAAACCCUUUUAUUUU
Molecule: messenger RNA, 1372 nt
Organism: Penaeus vannamei (Pacific white shrimp)
Lineage: Eukaryota; Metazoa; Arthropoda; Malacostraca; Decapoda; Penaeidae
Gene: Ak3
Product: Adenylate kinase 3
Biological process (GO): nucleobase-containing compound metabolic process
Cellular component (GO): mitochondrion; cytoplasm
Molecular function (GO): ATP binding; AMP kinase activity
Source: RefSeq, a predicted model, not a curated record